This is a messenger RNA of Fusarium vanettenii 77-13-4, 870 nucleotides long. RefSeq lists its product as uncharacterized. The transcript is spliced from 3 exons. The record is from RefSeq and is a predicted model, not a curated record. NCBI's taxonomy places the organism in Eukaryota, Fungi, Ascomycota, Sordariomycetes, Hypocreales, Nectriaceae. The coding region runs from base 1 to 870 and encodes 289 amino acids.
AUGGCUCAGAGAAUUUCUCGAGAGGCCGGUCUGGAUGCCUUUAUCCGAGCCAUAGAACAAGAUGGCUGUGUCAUCAUCAAGGACUUUACAGAUUCAGAAUCCCUGUGUGAGGCACAGAAGGAGGUUCAACCCUAUCUUGACGCCUCCAAAGCCGCAGCCGGAAGUACAGUGGGCGCCUUGAACGGCGGUACUGCGAUAUGCACACGUCUAAUCGGGAGGAGUCGGACAGUGAGGGAGAAAUUCUUCUCCGACUCUCUGUAUCAAGAUAUUGCGGAGCAUUUCAUUGGCCUCGAGACGACGUGCUGGUAUGGAAAUGAGCUGUCAGUCACCAAGUCCCAUCCAUUGCUCUCCAUCUCCAUCACUAUGGAUUCGCAGCCAGGAACAAGUGCACAAAAAUUGCACCGAGACGAUAAAAACCAUCACGCAAGGCAUGAAAAAGCCGACAAGUACUCCAAGGGUCGAGAUAUGCUGCUGGGUCUGUUUGUCCCCGCGUGCGACACAGUCAAAGCCAACGGAGCGACUCGCAUUGUCCCAGGCUCACACCUUUGGGGAGAUGGCAAGCCUGAUUUCGGACCGGACGGCGACACGGGGGUCGUCAAUGCUGAGCUCAAACGUGGAGAAGCUUUCGUCAUGCUAGGAAGUCUCUAUCAUGGCGCGGGAGAAUACACCCUGCCAACCGGCAGCAGAACUGUGCACAUCAUGUUCAUGUGCAGCGGCGUACAUCGUCAGGAAGAAAUUCCUUUUCUCAGCUACCCGAUCGAGGAGGUCAAGACCUACUCACAACUUGUUCGUGACCGGCUGGGUUGGAAGCAAUCUGAACCAAACCUGGGAUGGGUUGAUCUGAAGUCUCCUGAGUACCUUCUGGAAUAG